AUGGAGGCAAUUCCCCGAAAGGUUUGCAUUGGCACUGGCGUUCUCAUGCUUCCUUUUUCAACUCCAAGCAUGGAUGCCAAGCAUGAUCAAUCUGCAAUUCUGCCUUCGGCGACGAGGAUGUACGAAUGCAAGAAAUGCCAUUGCUGGUUUCGUUCGUUUCAUGCAUUGUGUGGCCAUAGUAGUCGAUGCAAGAUGCAGAGCUCUGACAUUGGUGGGCUUGCAGUUCAGAAGCGCCCGGUCACAGUGGGCUGCCAUGAGUGCUCUAUUUGCGGAAGGUGUUUCCUGACUGGUCAGGCUCUGGGUGGACAUAUGACCUUGCACAUGCGAACGACCAACAAUGUGGGCAGAAAGAAGCCUCUUAAUAUUGACCUUAACCUACCUCCACCUGCUGAUGAUCAUAAAGAAGAAGAAUCAGACGUCAAAUGGCAGAAGAAGAUGCGCUGCUAG
Molecule: messenger RNA, 447 nt
Organism: Nymphaea colorata (pocket water lily)
Lineage: Eukaryota; Viridiplantae; Streptophyta; Magnoliopsida; Nymphaeales; Nymphaeaceae
Product: zinc finger protein ZAT1-like
Exons: 1
Coding region: 1-447 (148 amino acids)
Source: RefSeq, a predicted model, not a curated record